Molecule: messenger RNA, 4612 nt
Organism: Cyprinus carpio (common carp)
Lineage: Eukaryota; Metazoa; Chordata; Actinopteri; Cypriniformes; Cyprinidae
Gene: ppp2r5b
Product: protein phosphatase 2, regulatory subunit B', beta
Biological process (GO): protein dephosphorylation; signal transduction
Cellular component (GO): nucleus; protein phosphatase type 2A complex; cytosol
Molecular function (GO): protein phosphatase activator activity
Source: RefSeq, a predicted model, not a curated record
ACACUUAAGAAUAGAUCAAUGAAGGAAUACUUUCUCUAAAACAAGCCAUGAUAUCAAUAGCACUCGAUCUUUCUCGGAGGUACAGCAGUCGAGGGUCUCUCGGUAGCCAAAACGCCCAUAACGUUCAGCAUCACAUUUAUAGUCUUGAGGCAGGUCAGCGUCACGUCGCCUUUCCACCGAUAAGACAAAACUCGCGGUUAGCGACGGAUUGAACAAAAAUCAGCGGAUACAGCGACGGGUGAGCGCGCGGAAUAAUGAACGAAUGAAGCAAGAACAAUGGCCAACCUGACAGUCCCAAAACACAGCGGCUAACACAGACUGUGUCAGUCAGUGAGGGAGGGACAGAGGGAGGAGAAGAGAAAGGGCUGAGGUAGAAGACGACUGUCUGAUUAAGAUACGGAUGAAAUAAAAACAAAUAGCAUCUAUAUCGUCACUUAAACUGCGAACCGAGUCAAUGAUAUAGCCAUAGCAGCGCGAUGUCUACGAGAGGGUUGCGUGAAUGUAAGAUGAGUAAAUAAAUAAAUAAGAGCGCGUGAGCGUCAUCCGCAGUGUGUAGCAUCUACAUCUACUUGCACCACCUGAAGACAACGACCGACACUGACUGCUGGGAAAUAAAGAAACGGGGAAAACACGAGCAAUCAGCGGAGAGGAAGGGCGACGGGGAAAAUCAGCGAGACUGGCAACGUCCUUGUGAUACAGAAAUAAUUGAACAGCGGUUUCUUGUAUUUGAGGGAAGGAGAUAGAAGGGGGUCUCAGUGCUGCAGCGGCCGCCGUGAUGCUCUGCACAUGUAGGCACGUUUGAAGCAGUUCAUCCCCGCCCUGUGUGGAUCUGACCGAACCGACCCGACUGCACGGUAACGGAUUUAAUAGGGGGACGCUGGAAGGCUCUGAAAAGGACUAAAGGCGCAGAACUGGUGACUGGUAAUAUGACGAUAACCUUUAAUUAAUAAGUGAUGCAUUUCUACCUGUGCGGAGGAGAUAAAUGACAGGAUUUUAAUCGCCCGUUUGUUUUUCAACAUGGAUUGAUUGGCCCGUGAUCACUGGGUAGAAUGCUUAUUACAUCCGAGUUUUAAUACGGUACCGAUUUAUGCCUCUAUAGCCUAUAAAUAUUUAAAUAAAGACCACAUUUAGGCCGAUGACUUUCUGAUGACGACAGUAUGGCAGAUAUGUCUUUAUUGUAGAAAUGUAUGUUCACCUCAAUAUCUCUUCAUGAAGAUAUAGACAACUACAUCCACCCUUGUGCUUAUUUCCGAGUCUCGUUUUUUGGGGGGUAGCGAAGGACGCGUCAAAUUGAACACCGAUAGCUUUUACUCCACCAUCCCUCUGUCUGCAUUUUUGACCAGGUUAGAUAACUUCUGUCUGUAGUCGAUCCCUGCUUGUUGAUUUUACCUUUUAAAUCCAAAAGAAAAAAAAUAUUUUGACUAAAUAACGAGCCUUUAGGAGCCAUUUCUCGCCUUUGGCUUCCUUCCUCGAACAAUCUUCUGCCGAGCACCACCUUCGCAGCGAUGGAGACCCCUACGAAGCUACCUCCGUCGAGCCCAUCAUCGCCGACCACGGGCUUCUCUGUACCGAGCGCGGAGAAGGUAGACGGCUUCCCCCGCCGCUCGAUGCGCCGUGCCCGGCAGCGACGGUCCCAUAGCUCCUCACAGUUCCGCUAUCAGAGCUCCCAGGUGGAGCUCACGCCGCUGCCCUUACUUAAAGAUGCUCCAGUGGCAGAACUUCAUGACUUGUUCUGUAAGAAGCUGCAGCAGUGUUGUGUGCUUUUUGACUUUCUGGACUGUGUCGCCGACCUGAAGGGGAAAGAGAUCAAACGUGCUGCGCUGAACGAGCUUGUGGAGAGCGUGGCCACCAGUCGCGGAGUCCUCAUCGAACCCCUGUACCCAGAGGCUAUUAAGAUGAUCUCCGUGAACAUUUUUCGAACCCUCCCACCCAGUGAGAACCCUGAGUUUGACCCUGAGGAGGAUGAACCAGCUCUGGAAGCCUCCUGGCCUCACUUACAGUUGGUGUAUGAAUUCUUUUUACGCUUUCUUGAGAGUCCUGAUUUCCAGCCUUCUCUUGCCAAGCGCUACGUGGACCAGAAGUUUGUUCUACAGCUGCUGGAGUUAUUUGACAGCGAAGACCCCAGAGAGAGAGAAUAUCUGAAGACUAUCCUGCACCGCGUCUAUGGCAAACUUCUGGGCUUGAGGGCCUACAUCCGCAAACAGAUCAACAACAUCUUCCUCAGGUUCAUCUAUGAAACUGAGCGUUUCAAUGGAGUUGCUGAGCUUUUGGAAAUUUUGGGAAGUAUCAUAAACGGCUUUGCUCUGCCUCUCAAAUCAGAGCACAAGCAGUUCCUGGUGAGGGUCCUGAUCCCCCUGCACACUGCCAAGUCUCUCUCCAUUUUUCAUGCGCAGCUGGCUUACUGUGUGGUGCAAUUCAUGGAGAAGGAUGCCACAGUCACAGAACAUAUCAUCAGGGGGCUGCUGAGAUACUGGCCUAAAACAUGCACUCAGAAAGAGGUGAUGUUCCUGGGGGAGAUCGAGGAGAUUCUGGACGUGAUUGAACCAUCUCAGUUUAUCCGUGUGCAGGAGCCUCUAUUCAAACAGAUUGCUGCCUGCAUCUCCAGCCCUCAUUUCCAGGUUGCAGAGCGGGCUCUGUAUUUCUGGAAUAAUGAGUACAUUCUGAGUCUAAUAGAGGAGAACUGCCAGGUCAUCCUGCCUCUGGUCUUUGGCACACUGUACAGAGUUUCCAAAGAGCACUGGAACCAGACGAUCAUCUCUCUUAUUUACAAUGUGCUGAAGACGUUCAUGGAGAUGAACAGCAAGCUCUUUGAUGAUCUCACUGCCUCCUACAAAGUGGAGAAACAGAAGGAGCUGAAGAAAGAGAAGGAGCGAGUGGAGCUGUGGAGGAACUUGGAGGAUCUGCAGGAGCAGCGGCUGCAGAGUCUGACCGAGGCCAGCAGAAACCAGAAGAACCUGCAGGAGAGAGAGAACACAACCAAGAGCCAGUCAGAGACCAGUGCUGCCAACACCACCUAAAAACCACACGCAAACACACACCGACACACACACACACACAAUGUCACAGCACUGUAAAACACAAUAAUUACCUGACUUGGGAACCAAUCAAUGCCUCAAUCUCCAUCUGAAAACACACACGCACACACCAUGCAGACACUACCGUCACAAGCACAUGAACGACAGCCUGUCCAUAUGUAGAUAUCUGAAAAACACUGAAGCACACAUCACACACAACGAGUGAAAUAUAAAAGAGAAAAAAAUGAGUACCUCUCACAUGCGUCCUACUCUUUCAUCUGCUUCAUACACGCUUUUCACACACCUGCCUCUCUGCAUCUUUUCUUUCUAUUCCUCAUUAGAUCAUCAACCUCGACAUGCGUAACAUACCUGCAUGGGGUGAAACACAUGCACACACUCGCAAUCAAACACGUACAUCCUUCAUUACUGUCAUUCCAGAACUGGCUCCGUUUCUCUCGGGCCCGAUCCGAGCCCCCCGUCAGUCGACCAACAGACUCUGCAUACUGUCAAACGCUGAAGAGGAAUGAAUUAUGAUGAUCCUAAAGAUGAAAAUUCUUUAAAAGUACAGAUUCUAAUGUUCCUACUUCUACAGCUUAUUCUAUGAGUACUACUUCUAUGCUAAUAUAACUGAUGUUUUUAUUUAUAUAUAUAUAUAUAUAUAUAUAUCUAUAUAUAUCUAUAAAUAUGAUAUCUAUGUCUGAUUAUAGUGUUGGUGGGGGUAUUCUAGUGUAGCACCUCUAAACAUGACUGAAGUAUGCUGCUAGGUAAAACUAAACUUGCUCUGAAGUGACAACACUUUAGUCUGUUCUUAUGUUUGUUUUUGUUUUGUUUUUAAAAUCACAUUAGAAAUAUUUUAAUUUAGCAAUAUUCUCAUCUGUUUUAAAUAAUGGUGUGUCCGGUUAUUUUUUAUUUAUUUUAUUAUUAUUUCUUUCUUUCAAGUCAAAUUGCUUGCAAUCAUUCUCUUUGUAUUCCAGUACAAUUUCAAGAGGGGACAGAGUCUUAUUUUUGUCUUGAUUUUUGUAUGUUUUUGGUUGCUUAUAUUUAUUGAUGUAGAGGUUUGCUAAUCGGAAGGAACUGCGUGCGUAGGCAUAUUGAGAAAGCUUAAGAAUGCGCGAGUGUGUGAGUGUGUGUGGAUGUUGUAGAGAAGUUUAUUAGAAGAAAACAGGGAUUAGAUCAGAAUGUACCAUUCACUUUGAGUGUGCAUCAACGCUCAAAUGAACUCCCACUGUUGAUUAUUGAUUUACAGUCUGUCAUAUGGAGAAAAGGACGUGAAAAGCAAACAGUCUUGUUCUUGUUCAAAAGAAAGCAUCUGGAUUAACUUCUUUUGUUUGACCUCUGAGAAAACUGGUAUCUGCAGAAACAUCACAUUUCAUAGGAACAAAAUGGAAAAGAAAAAUGAAAUAGAAUAGACACGGCAAUAAAUAUGGACUGAAAUUGUACGCAUACGUAGCAUCACUUAAACUUUGAAAAUGCACUGUCCUCUUGAUCAAUGUCUUGUGUUUAAACAUAGCAAUGUAUUUUUGGGGGACAAGCGGCUUUUGGGAUAUGAAUGUAUAAAAGUGGGAUGUAAACAUGAAAACUUGUGUUGAAUAACUCAG